Aethina tumida (small hive beetle) is the source of this 3089-nucleotide messenger RNA. Its product is annotated as sodium/hydrogen exchanger 10-like. Bases 1 to 2841 code for a protein of 946 amino acids. Lineage: Eukaryota; Metazoa; Arthropoda; Insecta; Coleoptera; Nitidulidae. The transcript is spliced from 12 exons. The record is from RefSeq and is a predicted model, not a curated record.
AUGCCAGCACAGAUCGACCGUAAUGUAGCCUUGUAUUGGAAGAUGAUUUCCAUCGUUGGCAAAUUCAUGGCUGUCUUUUAUGGAGGCUGCAUGAUGGGAAAAUUAGUCUUUGCAUACUGUGAAAUUUAUGAUGUCCUUAAAAUGUUGGCGACCUAUUUGUUUAUACAAAUUGGAAGAUUUGCUGUGUACAUCUUCUUUAGUCCGUUGCUGUUAUAUUUUGGAUACAAUUUGAAUUUGAGGAAGAUAAUAAUCACCGUUUCGUCGUAUUAUUUGAAUCCGAUCAAUCUUAUUUUAAUUUUGGAAAUGUUUGGACAUGAUGGUAAAGCCAGAUAUAUUUUGGCAAUUUAUACUGGUGUGUACUGGUUAGGUGUAUUCCUAGGCAAGAUAACUUUCCUUGCUGUGCUCAAAUUCACCAAGUUCGACGAGUACUCAUCUUACAUGAGAAUAAAUAUGAAUACAUCACUAACCCAUAUAAAAUAUUUACGAGAGAAAUACACCACAAUACUUAAACAAGACAGCACAUUAGUAGACGCUGACUGGAAUAAAGUGAUGGAGUAUACGGACCUGAAACACCCAUAUAAAAUGAUUAUUGAUGAUUCUGCUGAGCACACUUUCGUCUGUCCCCAUUGCUAUACACAAGUCGAAUUGGGUGAAACUGUAAUUGAAUCACAUGAUUUAAUAAGAACGGCAAGACGAAGGAUGAUGGACUGCAGGAAAACAUACUACAUAAAAUUGUAUCAAUUGGGACUUUUAGAAAAAGAUGCUGAAACUGUCCUUUUAGAUAUCUUCGAUAACACCAUAGAUCGAAAUGAUAAAAUUCUGGAUAUUGAGACGUUAACAAAUCUUUUUAAUUUGGAAAAACUCAGAAGAGGUUUGAGGAAAAUUAUAAUUACCGUAUUGUUUUAUGACAUCUUGGAAAAUUGUAAACCACCUAGUAAUUUUAUUUAUCGACUAUGUUUUUACUUGGUGAACUAUAAGAUAACUGAUGUAAUCGCAAUCCUUUAUACUGUGUAUGUAGUUUACUCCAUUUGGACAUUAACUGCAACAAUCGCCAUGCAGCAUAGAACACUACUUAUUUAUCCAAUAGAAUUAAUAAUGAUUUUACUUAGCAAAUCUAAUCCAGUAGUUUUUUUCACUGGUUUUAGAAACUGUUUAAAGUGCAACGAAGUUUUAGGAAACUUCUUCAUUACCAUCAUAUUGUUGAUUAUUAUAGAAAUAAGAAUACAUGCGCAGAGCUUGUUAAAACGAUUUCUUGUAGCAUUAGAAAAUUUGAUUUACAUUUAUAAAUUACUGAACGCCUUUCGUAGGAUAUUACUUGUAAAUUUUAGAUCGUAUUUUAUGAAGAAACUGUUGCACCAUCAUUCGUACAUUUUAAUACGAAAAGCUCACUUAGCUUUUGAUACGGGGAAGUCGUUUGUACUAACUGAAGAGCAAAUACUUAACAUGUUAGACUUUAUGUUGGACAACAACGAAGUUAAAACCUUAAUGAGAGUGGAGGUCCAACAGAAUAUAUUUUCAGUUGUUAAAGGCUUAACCUACAUAAAUAAGCUAAGAGAUCACGUUUCCACAAGUUGCCAGACGAAAUAUGUGAUGAAGGUGCUGUUAAACGAAAUGGAGCAACAAGUCAACGAAUUGAAUAACGCUGGGUGGAUUGAUUUGGUUGAAACCAAACAACUAAGGGACAUCAUCACCCUCAAGGAAGCUGCCUUAAAAUCAAUGAAAUAUAUCGAGAGGCCGAUGCCCAACGACAUCUUCAGAGAAAUAGUUUGGCUUAGGGACGAGACGAAUGUGGUGACAUUUCUGUCAUCAAACAUACAAAGUCUUAUAUUCAAUCCUGGCUCAGUUGUUGUUAACGCAAACACAUUCGUCGACGGAGUGUUUAUCGUUUCAACAGGAUUGCUUAAGCUGACCUACGAACCCAUCAAUGAUAUCUUGUACCGCUUGGAGACGUUUGGUGAGCUUCCAAACGUAGACUACAUGAACAUUCGCAUGUUAUACGAAAAGUUCGUCACCCCCAUUUGCGUUGCUUGUGUCGUUGGCACCAAGUCCAUACCGUUUAAAACAGUUUAUAACGCCAAAGUAGUGGCUGAGACCAACACUCAUGUAUUGUUUAUUCACCGUGACAUCUUACACGAAGCUGCCAAGUUUAGUACUGACCCCUUGUACGGACUAAUGGCUAAAUUGAGGAAAAGCUACGCCAUUAACAUAGCAAAAGUUUUACUAAGUUCAGUGCCUUCCUACCAAUCAGUCAGUGAAUCAAACAUCGACCUAAUGCUUGAAUAUUCUUUUGUUCCCUGCAUAGGGGGGUUCAAAACGUUUGUCAUUGAUCCCAGGAUAGAGGAACUAUUCCUUUUGGAGGGACAAUGUAUGGAUAUGACUACGAAGGAGUUCUUCGUAGGACCCGUUUACAUCCCCAAGUCCAUUAAAACAAUUUCCUUCCCGAAAGAGACGGAGGAGGACUUUUUUGAGAAGAGCAUGCUCAUAGAACCGAUACUACUCGUGGUGGUUAAAAAGUGGGCCGACGAGUACGACGUGUUUUCGGAUAUUUUCGAGCAUUCGAUACGACCGUCAACUUUGCUAAACGAAUACAAACGUAUUAAGGAAUCUAAUACGCAGAAACAUAACAGGAGGCUUUUAAAGACUGUCGAGACGCAUAUGCGGGCUACAAUAACUGCACGCCAAUCUACUGGGAAUCCACUACAUAAGGGAGGAUACGGAAUGGAUGAUAUAUCUGAAAGGGGCUCAAGACCGCAAUCUCACAAAUUUUCAACCAUAUCAACAAGUACUUCGUCAGGAGGGACUAACACAAGUCUUAGUAUAAGAACAUCUCGUUUGACGUAACAAGUAAUAACAUGUUUGUCUUAUCUUACUUUUUAAAAUUGUAUUUCGCUGCAUUGAAUAUAUUUUAAAAUUGAAAUACGUUUGUGAUAUAUUUUUUGAGGUACGUAUCAUAUAUUGCGUAGAAAUAAAUAAUAAAAAAUUAAAAUUCAGUUACAGAUUUCUAUCAACACGAGUGCAAUAAAAAAUAACUAGACGUCGCCACUCCGUCAAAUUGUGUUUAUUCCAGAACUGUCACCGCAAAGCCGGUC